ACUGCCUGAUUUUCCUUCUGUGCCUCUCAGAAGUGGAGAACGUUGCCCCCAGCUCCUGUCUCCUAAAAUGCGCCACAACGCAUGACAGAGGGACCAGCGUCCAAAGUGGUGGGGUUUUUCCUUCUCAGGGACUGUCCUCGCUGUCGCUGUCGCCCAGCAGCCAAGCUAAGGAGUUGCCUCUGCUCCCCACCGCCCUGCUUUCCUUGGCUUCAGAACUUUCUCCAUCUCCACAGCGGGACAUGGAAGAGCGCUAUAUCUCCAGACUGCACCCCACAGGGGAUUAUGGAGCAGGGGUGUUUCUUUUGGUUAUAGGCAUCCUGACAGUUCUGGGGAAUUCAGCUGUCCUGGCAGUAGCUGUGAAGCGCUCCUCCCAUCUCAGGUCACCUGAGCUCCUGACGGUUAAUUUGGCCGUAACCGAUCUUGGAAUGGCCAUCAGCAUGUAUCCCCUAGCUAUUGCUUCUGCUUGGAACCAUGCCUGGCUGGGGGGCGAUGCAACUUGCAUUUAUUAUGCCCUGAUGGGUUUCCUGUUUGGUGUCGCCAGCAUGAUGACCUUGUCUGUGAUGGCUGUAAUCCGCUUUCUUGUAACCCACUCUUCAAAGUCCAAUAGUAAUACAAUCAACAGAAAAGUCAUCCAUGUUUCUAUUGCCUUGAUCUGGCUGUAUGCAGCCCUCUGGGCCAUGUUGCCUCUGCUAGGCUGGGGGCAUUACGGCCCAGAACCAUUUGGCACUUCCUGCACCAUAGCCUGGAGCCAGUUCCACAACUCGGCUAAUGGGCUUUCCUUUAUUCUGAGCAUGUUCAUUCUGUGUACAAUUCUGCCAGCAAUUACCAUCACCAUCUGUUACUUGGGUAUAGCCUGGAAGGUUCAUAAAACCUAUCAAAAGAUGCAGAACUUCAACAGGACUUCAAAUGCAGCAAAGCUGGAGAAGAAAUUGACAUUGAUGGCUGUACUGAUCAGUGUGGGAUUCCUCAGCGCAUGGACACCAUAUGCCGCAGUCAGCUUCUGGUCAAUAUUUCACUCCAGUGAAUCAAUACCACCCAUCGUUACCUUGUUGCCAUGUCUUUUUGCUAAAUCCUCAACAGCCUACAACCCUUUCAUUUACUAUGCUUUCAGCAAAACUUUCCGGCGUGAAAUUAAGCGCCUCCAGUGCUGCUGUAGUCAGAAAGUUUACUUUAGCACCAAGCAUACCACCAAUAGCCAUGUGUCAGUGAUUUGGUCAGGAAGGGAUAACGCGCACAUUUCUUCAUUCAGAAAGACAGACAGUGGAGAAGUUCCAAAUCCAUCAGCUGCAGCUGCAGAAGUCUUAUUUGAAAACAUUGCUCUAAAGUCCAGAUCAUGAAAUCUCCCAGGGAAACACUGCAAGGGCAGUAAUUCCUAGGAAGUUUAUAAUAAACUGCUUGCAGGAUAAUUCCAAGGUCUCUGUUCUUUAAAAAAAAGACCUGCCAGCAAGAAAUGAGGAAUCUCAAGGAAUUUUGAGCACAUGGACUAAAUUAGAGUUUGCUAUAUUAAUAGCUGGCAGAGGAGGUAUUUAGGCAGUUAAAAGAGAUUGUAAUGUUA
Podarcis raffonei (Aeolian wall lizard) is the source of this 1555-nucleotide messenger RNA. Its product is annotated as opsin-5-like. The record is from RefSeq and is a predicted model, not a curated record. Gene Ontology annotation, molecular function: G protein-coupled receptor activity. Gene Ontology annotation, cellular component: membrane. The coding region runs from base 240 to 1337 and encodes 365 amino acids. Gene Ontology annotation, biological process: G protein-coupled receptor signaling pathway; visual perception. The transcript has 4 exons. Lineage: Eukaryota; Metazoa; Chordata; Lepidosauria; Squamata; Lacertidae.